Messenger RNA from Thelazia callipaeda (thelaziosis nematode), 1425 nucleotides. The record is from the annotation of a GenBank genome assembly. Lineage: Eukaryota; Metazoa; Nematoda; Chromadorea; Rhabditida; Thelaziidae.
AUGUCAUCGCAACAACCUUCAACACCAAAAGUAAUCCUUAGUAAUACUCUACCAGCAAACGGUGUAUUACCAGUGGGUAGUAUUACUAAUUUUUAUAUGGACAGACCAGGUUGCAGUGCAUCGUCACAAAUAGAUACCUCAGUUAGAACACCUGUACAGUCAACAGGUGUAGCGGUACAAUCAUAUCAAGAUGACGAAGAAGGAAUUGAUUGUUCACCUUGUUGCAGUAAUGAUGCUGUUAGACGAACAUUCCGAAAUAUCGUUUAUGGACAAAUUCUGUCUCUUUGUUUGUGUGGUACAGGAGUUAGCAGUCAGUUGUUGAGCAAUAAAGAAGUAAACACUCCAACAGCUCAAAGUUUUCUCAAUUAUUUCCUUCUAUCAUUUAUUUAUGGAUCAAUGCUGGUAUUUCGAAAAGGUGAAAAUUCAUUUUUAACAGUGCUCAGGAAGCGUGGAUGGCAUUACUUGCUAUUAUCAGUUGUAGACGUUGAAGCUAAUUAUAUCAUUGUUUAUGCUUAUCAAUUUUCCAAUUUGACUAGUAUACAGUUGUUGGAUUGCUCAACAAUACCAGUAGUGUUGCUUUUGUCGUGGUUAUUUUUGUCCACCCGCUACCUCUUGACGCAUAUUAUUGGUGUGGGAAUGUGCCUUAUUGGGAUUGCUGUCCUGAUAUGGGCUGAUGCUCUGGAAGGAAAAGGUGCUAUAGGAGGUUCAAAUCGAGUAUUGGGUGAUGUGUUGUGCUUGACAGGUUCUGUGCUGUAUGCAGUAGGUAAUAUUAGUGAAGAAUUUUUGAUAAAACAAAAUAAUCGAGUGGAAUAUCUUGGUAUGAUUGGUUUAUUCGGCUCUAUCAUCUCAGGGAUACAACUAGCAGUGCUAGAACAUAAUGAGUUAGCAUCAAUUAACUGGUCAGGAACUAUUGUGAUGUUAUACCUCCUGUUUGCUGCCUGUAUGUUUCUAUUUUAUUCAAUGGUCAGCGUGGUUGUACAAAAUUCUUCUGCUCUUAUGUUCAACUUAUCAAUACUUACUGCCGAUUUUUAUACUCUUCUUUUCGGCUUAUUGCUUUUUCAAUAUGAAUUUUAUUGGUUGUACAUUGGCUCAUUUCUGAUAAUAAUUACUGGUUCUAUCAUGUACUCAAUUCGAGAGCCACAAAUAAGAGAUCCAGGUGAACCACGUAUUAUAUGUUGCUUAUUAUGCCGGUGUUGUAUAAAUGAUGAUCACCAGAUACCGCAUACUUCUCAGCAGUUUUACAUGUCACCAAUAUCGACUGGUGGUGAUAUUGGGAUUGGAUUAGCAAAUAAUACUGUUGUUUCUGGUAAAACAGAAUCACAUGCCAGAAUAACAAAUAUUCAACAAUGUCCAAUACAUGGUCGACAAUUACCUUUCGUACAGCAUCAACAGCCUGGUGAUGAUUCUUCAGAACAUUAUGCAUAG